Microdochium trichocladiopsis is the source of this 4383-nucleotide messenger RNA. Its product is annotated as SNF21-like protein. Gene Ontology annotation, molecular function: ATP binding; ATP-dependent chromatin remodeler activity; DNA binding. Bases 1 to 4383 code for a protein of 1460 amino acids. Gene Ontology annotation, cellular component: nucleus. The record is from RefSeq and is a predicted model, not a curated record. Gene Ontology annotation, biological process: positive regulation of transcription by RNA polymerase II. The transcript has 3 exons. Lineage: Eukaryota; Fungi; Ascomycota; Sordariomycetes; Xylariales; Microdochiaceae.
AUGGCGUCGGUGCAAUCAGCUCCCGCGGUCCAGCACCCUGGCGCGUCUGCCAUGCCUGGGCAGAUGACGCAGAGUCAGGUCCAGGAGAUGUUCUUGAAAUUCAAGCAAAUGAAGGAGCGAGGCGUGCCUCAGAAUGAUCCCGAGUUCAUCAAGACCAGCCAAUUCCUGCUUGCGUUCCAGCAACACAACAAGGCGCGAGUAAUGCAGCAGCAACAGCAGCAGCACGCCUCGCAGAACAUGCCCAACGGCACUGGCAUCAAUGGCUCCCAACAGACCCCUCAGCCAACCGUCGCAACGUCACAACCAGCGAGCUCAACACCACAGCAGCCGCCCGCACAGGCGACAGCAUCAGGCACACCCGCGCAGCCCACCACUUCGUCGCCUUCAGGAGCUGGACCCGCUUCGCAAUUCUCACAACAACAGCUCGCCUUGCUGCGGCAGCAGAUCCAGGCUUUCAAGCUUCUCGGCAAGAAUGCUGGUGUACCGUAUCAGAUGCAGCAGGCCCUCAACGCCCAGAGACUGAGACGGCAAGCUGUCGCGGAGCAGUCUGCGCACGCAGCCACAGCGCGCGCUUCGGCCACACCCGCCCCUGACGGUACCAAGGCUGGUUCUGCUGUGCCUGAAAAUGCAACAGAAGCUGACGCGGCAUCCUCAGCGCUCGUGACUGGACGGGUCUACAAGACACUGAAGUCGCCGUAUGAGGGUGGCCAGCUACACGAUACUAUCAGCUACCACGAGCACGGCCAACGACGAAAGCGUUUCAUCAUCCCCGGUAUCUUCCCUACUGGUGUCGAUUUUGAGCAGCUUCGGCACGAGAGAGAAAUCAUCGUCUUCAACCGCAUGAAGGCCAGAUACGCCGAGCUCAAGGCUGUGCCUGGCAAUAUUGCUCACUGGGACACGACAAGUGAACAGGUAACCCCUGACGAUAGUUCCAAGCGGAAAGCCAUCAUCGAACUCAAAUCCCUUGGACUCUAUGCGAAGCAACGUGCGCUGCGCGAAAGAAUUGGCCGGCAGAUGAUGCACUACGACAAUCUGGCCAUGACGACGAAUCGCAGCAACUACAGACGCGUCAAGAAGCAGAACGUGCGCGAGGCGCGCAUCACUGAGAAGCUUGAGAAGCAGCAGCGUGAUGCUCGCGAGCACCGUGAGAAGAAGAAGCACACCGACUUCCUGCAGUCUAUGCAGAAUCACCGGUCUGAAAUCAUCAACACGGUCAACUCGGUACGCAGCAAGAUGUCGAAAAUGGGUAGAGCCAUGUUUUCGCAUCACUUCAAUAUCGAGAAGGAAGAGCAGAAGCGCAUUGAGCGUACCGCCAAGCAGCGUCUGCAGGCGCUCAAGGCCAACGACGAAGAGGCGUAUCUCAAGCUGCUCGACCAGGCCAAGGAUACUCGUAUCACGCAUCUGCUCCGACAAACAGAUGGCUUCCUUAAGCAGUUGGCAUCUUCCGUCAAGGCGCAGCAACGCAAGGCUGCGCAGCAGAAUGGCGACGAUAUCACAGAUUAUCCCGAAGAAGAGAGCGAGCCAGAAGAGGAUGACGACGAGGAAGCUGCCCGCAAGAUUGACUACUACGCCGUGGCCCAUCGCAUCAGGGAAGAGGUCACAGAGCAGGCCGACAUCCUGGUUGGUGGCAAGCUCAAGGAGUACCAGAUCAAGGGUCUGCAGUGGAUGAUUUCGCUGUACAACAACAACCUCAAUGGUAUCCUCGCCGACGAAAUGGGUCUCGGCAAGACCAUUCAGACCAUCAGUCUGAUCUGCUAUCUCAUCGAGCGCAAACUUCAGCCUGGCCCUUACUUGGUCAUUGUUCCCUUGAGUACACUUACGAAUUGGACUCUAGAGUUUGAGAAGUGGGCCCCUUCAGUUGCCAAGGUUGUCUACAAGGGUAACCCUCAGCAGAGAAAGCUCCAGCAGGACAAGAUCCGUCGGGGCGAGUUCCAAGUUCUCCUGACGACCUACGAGUACAUUAUCAAGGACCGCCCGAUUCUUAGCAAGAUCAAGUGGUUCCACAUGAUUAUCGACGAGGGACACCGCAUGAAGAACGCGCAGUCCAAGCUCAGUGCCACCAUCUCGCAGUACUACAGCACGAGAUUCAGGCUCAUUCUUACCGGCACACCUCUCCAGAACAACCUGGGUGAGCUAUGGGCCAUGCUCAACUUUGUCCUACCGACCAUUUUCAAAUCCGUCAAGACUUUUGAUGAAUGGUUCAACACGCCGUUUGCCAACACUGGAGGUCAAGACAAGAUGGAGCUGAACGAAGAAGAGCAGAUCCUGGUCAUUCGGCGUCUGCACAAGGUGUUGCGGCCGUUCCUGCUGCGUCGCCUGAAGAAGGAUGUCGAGAAGGACCUUCCCGACAAGACCGAGAAGGUCAUCAAGUGCAAAUUCUCUGCUCUGCAGGCACGCCUGUACAAGCAGAUGGUCACGCACAACAAGAUCGCAGUCAGUGAUGGCAAGGGUGGAAAGGUUGGCGCUCGUGGUCUCAGCAACAUGAUCAUGCAGCUCCGCAAGCUUUGCAAUCAUCCCUUUGUCUUUGACGAGGUCGAGAACCAGAUGAACCCUCUCAACACCAGCAACGAUCUGCUCUGGAGAACCGCGGGCAAGUUUGAGCUGCUGGACCGUGUCCUUCCCAAGUACAAGGCCACCGGCCACCGCGUACUCAUGUUCUUCCAGAUGACGGCCAUCAUGGAUAUCAUGGAGGACUUCUUGCGCUUCCGUGGCCUGCAAUACCUCCGAUUGGACGGCACGACAAAGUCAGAGGACCGUUCCGAUCUGCUGAGAAUAUUCAAUGCACCCGACUCCCCUUACUUUAUGUUCCUGCUGUCUACCCGUGCCGGUGGUCUCGGCCUCAACCUUCAGACUGCCGACACUGUCAUCAUCUACGACUCAGAUUGGAAUCCUCACCAAGAUUUGCAAGCACAGGAUCGUGCUCAUCGUAUCGGUCAGAAGAACGAGGUGCGCAUCUUGCGACUCAUUAGCUCCAACUCUGUGGAGGAGAAGAUUCUCGAGCGCGCACGCUACAAGUUGGACAUGGACGGCAAGGUCAUUCAAGCUGGUCGGUUCGAUAACAAGUCUUCCGAGACGGAUCGGGACGCUAUGCUGCGUACUUUGCUGGAGACUGCAGACAUGGCUGAGUCUGGUGACAACGACGAGAUGGACGACGAAGAACUCAAUCUGCUGCUUGCCCGAAGCGACGACGAGAUCACCGUCUUCCAGCGCAUUGAUGAGGAACGGGCACGCGAUCCCACCUACGGAACCGCGCCCGGCUGCAAAAACGUCCCACGUCUCAUGGCCGAGAACGAGCUGCCCGACCUGUACCUGAACGAGGACAACCCGGAGCCGGAGGAGGAAGAGACGGUUCUUGGUCGUGGUGCUCGUGAGCGCACCAGAGUCAAGUACGACGACGGCCUCACAGAGGAGCAAUGGCUCAUGGCCGUUGACGACGAUGAGGACUCGCCUGAGGCAGCAGCAGCUCGCAAGCAAGCAAGGAAAGAUAAGCGCGAGGCCAACCGGAUCAAGCGUGCCAGCAUGGGCGCAGGCGCGUCUGGGGCCAACUCACCUAGUCCUAGCAGGGGUAGCUCAGAAGAGCCUGAACCCGAGCCCGAGCCUGAGGCGUCGCCGCCAAAGAAGCGUGGUCGUAAAGCUGGCGGCAAGAAUGAGAAGCGCAAGGCGGAGGACGAGGAUGGCGAGCCUCCGGCGAAGAAGCGUCGUGGCCCACAAGGUCGAGCCAAGGCUGUCGCGACGACUGGUGGCGCCUCGCGUCUGGCGCCUGAGGUCCGCGAAACCCUUCAGAAGAGCUUGCGCAGCUUGUACGACGGUCUCAUGACUCUAGAGGUCGAUCUGCCUCCAGAGGAGCAGGAUCCCGAUGAUGACGAUGAUGACGAGCCCGCCACGAGGCUCAUUAUCGGACCCUUCGUCAAGCUCCCGUCCAAACGUGACUAUGGCGACUACUACCUGUUGAUCUCGAACCCGAUUUGCAUGAAACAGAUCGAGGCCAAGAUCAAGAAGGAGGAGUACAACAAGAUUGACGACAUGCGCAGGGACAUUGUCCUCAUGUGCAACAACUGCAGGACGUACAACGAGGACGGCAGUCUGCUGUAUGCGGACGCCCACGUGAUGGAGAAAUUCUUCAAUGACCGAGCUCAAGAGCUAUUGAGCAAGCACCCCAAGCUUGCCGAGCUCGAGGGGUCGUCCACCAAGGAAGGGUCCACCGCACCUAAUACCGCCGCGGGUACGCCUCAACCGACCUCUGCGCCACGGAUAAAGCUUGUCAGCAACGGGGCUGCCUCUGGAGGUGGCGCGGCUACACCUCCUGCAGCCAGUGCCGCGGGCACGCCAUCGGCGCCACCGUCCUCUGCUGCUGCUGCUAAUCCAGGUGAGACGGAGCCGUGA